Messenger RNA from Ictalurus furcatus (blue catfish), 4916 nucleotides. RefSeq names its product Rho GTPase activating protein 12b (gene arhgap12b). Gene Ontology annotation, molecular function: protein binding. Gene Ontology annotation, biological process: regulation of GTPase activity; signal transduction. The transcript has 20 exons. Bases 607 to 3336 code for a protein of 909 amino acids. Lineage: Eukaryota; Metazoa; Chordata; Actinopteri; Siluriformes; Ictaluridae. The record is from RefSeq and is a predicted model, not a curated record. Gene Ontology annotation, cellular component: cytoplasm.
ACUGAACCAGAUCUUCAGAUCCAGUUUGGAGAUGGGUGGGAUCAUAGUGGAAAAAAAAUGCUUUUGAUUAUUUUCAAAACAUUUGAUGCAUUUGUAUUAUUUUUGAAAUGUUAAUCUGGGAUGCAUCCACAUUUCACUGUAAUUGCUUUGCUGUUUGUUUGUUUAAACAAUAAUUGUACUGUUACUCACACCUUUCUCAUGGAGUGAACGGGAAUGUAAAUGACAGCGCAGAACAUUAACGUGCAGUACAGAUCACUUCAGCUUUAUAAGCUACAGGGUGCGGAAUACGAGCACGCGCAGUGACACGGACACGCGCAUUCAUUCUGCCCAGAGCACCGGAUUGGGAGCGAGGCCGCGCAGGAGCACACGGGCACGCGCACUAUGGGGAACGACGGAGUGUUGUAGCGUUUCGUGCUGGUGCGGUUUAGUUGCAAGUGCUCUCGGAAAAGGCUUCUGAAGUUUAACUCGGGUUUUCUCGGACAGGCAGGCCUGGCAGCAACGAGUACGCGGACGCAAGAGACGUGAGGAUAGAUAACCUUAAAAGAUGUGGAUCAUUUCAGACUGCCCAUUCUGAAUCCCAACACACAAACACAUACACCGUGAGCCAUGUCUGAGAUGGAGGGCCGCAGUGAUUCAGGCCUAGCCCCAGGGCAGGUCUAUGUGGAAGUGGAGUAUGAUUAUGAGUACAAGGCCAAAGACAGACUAAUUUCCAUACAUCAGGGUGAGUGCUACAUGUUGGUGAGGAAAACCAACUCUGACUGGUGGCAGGUGAGAAGGGAAGACGGCACUAAGGCUUUCUAUGUGCCUGCGCAGUAUGUGCGUGAGGUGCGGCGGGCGCUCAUGCCACCCCCCAAACCACGCAUCAAGCCUCCCAUCACCCUGCCAAUCACCCUACCCAUAACUCAUUGCUCUUCGGUCAGUGAAAACCUGCAACAGCGGGCACCAUCGGAUAUGGUGAGUUUCGGACGGCCGCCCCCUUCCAGCACGCCUUCCCCGUUACCAGAGCAACAUACUCCACCCUUACUGCUGCGGGAUUCCACUCAGAAUGCAGGGAUGAAGGACGUGCUUGCAGAGCUCGCUCUGCUCAACAACAACAACCAUCAUAACCAUCACCAUGGCAACGCAGUUCUGCUGCCGCGCACCAGGCCCGAGUCGCCAUCCAAGGAGCCGCCAGGUUGCCGGGGGAAACCCCAAGGAGUGUCACUGUCAGAUACAGACGGAUCAUCGCCAGGAAACGGCUCGGAGGUGUUGCGUAACGAUUCGGAAUCAGGAGAUGAGUUGAGCAGCAGCUCCACAGAACACACACAGACAGUGUCUCCUAUUGGCCAUGGUCGUCCAGAGUCCCCUGUCUACACCAACUUGCGGGAGCUGAAGGUCUCUCAGUCAUCCUUACCUCCUGUUCCUUCAACCUCUCCUCUGCAUGUACUGGGGGACUGGGAGACGCAUAAGGACGUGAACGGAAGACAUUUCUAUUACAACAAGACCACCCUGGAGAGGACGUGGAAACCACCACGCUCUCGGGACACUACCGGGGGCAACAGAGGAGACCCCGCCAACACCACUGACAUGGAGCCGUUGUCGUCUGAAGAGAACUGUUUGAGCACGCACUCCAGUCAGUCAGACAGUCAGUAUGGCUCGCCCCCUAGAGGCUGGUCUGAAGAACUGGAUGAACAUGGUCACACUCUUUAUGUGUGCGAAUACAAUAAUGAGAAGUGGAUAAAGCAUGUGGAUGAGCAGGGCAGGCCAUACUAUUACAGCGCUGAUGGAUCUCGCUCUGAAUGGGAACUUCCUAAAUACAGUCUCCCUUCUCCAGUCACCACUGAAGUUCCUAAAAGUCGCAGCUUGGAAAGGAAGCAGCCAGAGCCAAUAGUCCUGACCAAAUGGCGAUAUAGCACCUUUGUAGAUCUCAGUGACAAGCUGUCAGUCAAAAAUAGGCGCUUCACCUUGGGACACGUCUCCAGAGGUUUUGGCCUAUCGUUGUACAGAUAUGAAGAGUCUGGGACCAGCAAACAUAACUCCCCCGACUCUGACUCCUGUCCUUCUUCACCUAAACACUCCUCUACACUGUCAGAAAAAUGUGGAGUCCUCAAUGUCACCAAGAUCACUGAGCAUGGAAAGAAAGUCAGGAAGAACUGGACCUCGUCCUGGACGGUACUGCAGGGUUCCACACUGCUCUUUGCUAAGGGUCAGAACAGUGCCACCAGCUGGUCCUACUAUCGCAGUGGCUCAUUCCCUGAGCUUCUCCUCUCGUUGCUAAGCAACUGGAAGCGUUCAGUUAAGCCCCGCCCUGCAGUCUCCUAUAAACACUUUGGGCCUUAUUCUUUUGGAGGAAACCAGUCAAAGCCAGAAUUUGCCGUGGACCUUCGUGGUGGGUCAGUGGAGUGGGCAUCGAAAGAGAAGUCCAGCAAGAAGCAUGUUAUUGAGCUAAAGACACGUCAGGGCACAGAGCUGCUGAUCCAGUCAGAGAUUGACAGCGUCAUCACUGACUGGUACAGGGCUCUCACUGAGGUUAUCAAUACACACGCCUGGGAGUCAGAUGAAGCUAUCGAAGAGGACAUGCCCGAGUCUCCUGGAACAGAGAAACAAGACAAAGAAAAGGAGCAUAGGGAUUUCAAAAAAAGUAAAGCAUUGAAGAGUGCCACUAUGGAAUCAGCUGAUCAGAAGAAGACCAGAGUCAAGCUUAAGAAAUUCCUCACGCGAAGACCAACCUUACAGGCCGUCAGAGACAAAGGCUACAUUAAAGAUCAGGUGUUUGGGUGCAGUAUGACCAGUCUUUGUUCCAGGGAGAACACCUCAGUACCCAACUUCGUCCGAAUGUGUAUUGAGCAUGUGGAGAACACAGGCUUAAAUGUUGAUGGAUUGUAUAGAGUAAGUGGAAAUCUGGCUGUCAUUCAGAAACUGCGCUUUGCUGUCAAUCAUGAUGAGAAGGUGGACCUAGCAGACAGUAAAUGGGAGGAUAUCCAUGUGGUCACUGGUGCGCUGAAGAUGUUUUUCCGGGAGCUUCCAGAACCCCUUUUCACUUAUACCUCCUUCAAUGACUUUGUUAAUGCUAUUAAAAACUCGGACUACAAGCAGCGAGUUCAGGCCAUAAAAGAGUUAAUCAAGCAGCUGCCAAAGCCAAAUCAGGAAACGAUGCAAGUCCUAUUCAGACACCUGAAAAGAGUGAUAGAACAUGGAGAGGCGAACAGGAUGACAACUCAGAGCGUGGCCAUUGUGUUUGGCCCGACCCUCCUGCGACCUGAGACCGAGACAGGCAAUAUGGCCGUCCAUAUGGUCUACCAGAACCAGAUUGUAGAACUGAUCCUCCUGGAAUAUGACAACUUAUUUGGCAGGUAGAGCCCCUGUGGACUGUACACUCAUGCGCUUCUCCGAAAAUAAUGCCAAACCAUGACCACUGCAGAAUCCAUCAUGUAAAAGCAAAGGCAUGCUUCAUUUGCUGUGGAACAGGCUUAAUACUGAACAUAUAAAGAGAAGAAUAUCUGCAUUAUAACAUUGCUAAGCGGUUGAAAUAAAAGAAUAUUAAAAGGUACUUCAUGCACUUCCUGCUUUUGGACUUUUGAAGUUGUGCAGCUGUUUCCCUGGUUUAUUAUUCCUGAAAAGGAGCUGCUACUCCUGAUUGAGAAUAAACUUGAUGGACUUGUUAACUUGUUUGGCACAGUAGAUCAUCCUCCAAUUUUGCUCUAACUGGAUGUUACACAAGUAUCUGUACCAGUAUGGCUGACUCUGAGGAAUCUGCUGUGGGCUGAGCAUGGAAUAUGAGAAUAUUUCAAGUGUAUGUAUAUAAUGAAUACUGAUGUAAACCUGAAACUGGACUGGAGUUUCAUUUCUUCCGGUUUUGGGCAAAUCUGCACUUCUGAACAUUUUUCUUGAAAUAACAUAAAAAUGGAAAAGCAUUAUGAAAACCAGUAUUGUUUCUCAACAGUUAAUCUGUAGAGUGAAAGUGAGCCAUUAUUCUAUAUAAAUAUGAGUAAUGGCUUGAUGACAGUAUUACACAUUACAAACGUGGACCCUUGGGAAGGAUUUACAUGGCUUACUAGACUUGUUUUCCUCUGGCUCUGCUUACUGAGCUUAUACUAUCUGCCAUUUUGACUGCAAUCCCUCAGUCUCAUUCUUUAAUGGAACUGGAAAGAUCUGCUUCCUCUCUCCACAACUUACUACCGGAUUACUGACCUGUUCAUCUCAUUGUGACAGCAUCUCAUCCAAUAGGAUCACUAAAGGCUCUGUGAGCUCUGAGGAACUCUGAUCAAAUAACUGGACUGUAGUAAUAUUAGGACAUGGAAGUGGAACCAUAGUCAAGGGUUGUUCUCUGUUAAAGAAGGAAGAAAAUACACCGGUUGACAUGAUUUAAAUUUGGCUAGGUUGGUCUUACUUUCCUUAUUACAUCCCUCUAGCUUUUAUUUAAUUUUUUUCUAAUUCUUCCUCCUUACACGCCUCUCCCCCUACUUUCCUACUCCUGCGUUACUGGAAUUUGAAAGUGGAGAUGUUUGCGUUUAGUCCUGAUGCUCCUGUUUCAGAUCAAUAGAUCUACCCCAACUACUUUUCUCUCUGUACAUCUCUACAUCAAUAUGAACAGGAAUAAAAAGGCAGGAUUGUACAGGAAAUAGUGUUUAUGGUGUGGUCAUGCUGCACAUGCUUUGUUCAGGUACACAUUAUGAAAAGCCUUUUUAUACUGGAGUUCCAAAAUAUAUGUACAGAUUAUGGUUAAAAGAUUUCGAAAUCUUUUGAAGUGUGAAAGAUUUCCCUAAUAUUGUAUAAUAAAUAUUAAGAGUAAUAAAUAUGAGAUAUUAAUUGUUUCAGAGGAAGGGUUGUAUUGCAAUGCAUUGUGAACAGCACAUUUGAAUGUAAUUGUGAGACUAACUACUGUUUCUGACAUUGACAUGUCUAAUCCUAAUUAAAAAGAAAUCACAUGCAAACUA